AUGAUGAAUCGCUUGAACGUGUCAAUAUUUACUCGUUUGGAAGAACGAUGGAAUGGCAUCCAAGUAGGUCGUCAAGGUUCAUAUUCUGUUGAACGUCUUGAAAGCUUUGAUUACUACUGCAAGACUACUUCUUUCACCCGCGUACUUAUUGUUUGCGUGUUGACACCGGUGCCUGCUGUUCUCGUGACGAUUCUUUUGGAUUGCCUUCCACUUCGCCCUGUAUCAGAAGGGUGGAGCGCGAAUUGGGUAUUCUGGGUUCGUAUGACCAUUAAUAUGCUUUUAUCGUGUACUUUUGGCGUUUUGGAGUUCGAAAAAUUUGUUCCGGUCUUGCAUGUGUCAUUCUUACAAGGAUUGGCCUUGGUUGUCUUACCUACUAUCAUGUUAAUGCCCACUUUGAUAUCACUAUCCAGCGUGAUUGGUUUUCCUAUUCCUUUUAUUGUAAUGCUUGCAGGUUUGGUGUCCGGAGUCUUUAAUUCGAUAGUGGUCUUGCUCGUGCUGGGCAAGGCACCAUUUUCAAAGGACUCUCCGUGUUGGCCAUAUCUUCAGCGGUAUCAACGAUAUUCUUCUGGUUGUGUGACCGUUGCUGGUCUCUACCCAUUAUUUAAAGCGAUUUAUGAUUUGGUGCCGUCAUCAUACCAAGCUUUUACAGUAGUUAUGCUGUCAAUAUGGAAAUUUUGUGCAAGAUAUUACGUUGUGAAUGCAACGCGCGAUCUGGAGGAUGUGAUAUCACAAACCGUGAGCUUUAUGGCUGAUCUGUUUGGCUCUCUCUUUAUUUCUGUUUGCAUGUCAAGCGCUUCUUCUUUUUAUAUAUCUGCACUUUUCAUAGCUGCAGAUAUUGGACAAACGCUACUGGAGUUUCACGAGCUUCAAACUAACGCAAAUAUUCUGGUGGCAUUGCUGGAUCGUCGAUUUUCGACAGCGAGCAUUCGUCAAUUAAAAAUAUCAUUAAAGAGACCAAACUUAACAGCAGUGAUCCUUGCGGUAACGCGAAAUCCAGGUGCUAACAACAUUACCAGAUUGCAUGGAGUGCGAUUACAGGCAUGUAUUCCGCAUCCUCUUCCAGACGAUCGAUUUCAGCAGCUUCAGACCCUUGCAGCAUCGGGCUCGUAUUAUCAUAAAACUGACUCAAAUAGAGCAAUCAUUCGUCACCAAAGCACAAUUGUGCUGCGUUUUCUUCAACAAUCUGCAGUGCUACCGGCAGGACCAAGUGUUAUAAAUGUCACAUCAAUGUUGACGCCUGACACCGUUAAUCAGACUACAUCAGAAUGUGAUGACGUCGAUGCAAAAAGGGGUGAACAAUCGGAAAAAAUCGUCUCACAAGGACUACAACUUUUAUUUCAUUGCGAGUAUGUGGCGUUAGUGGAGUACAUUGAAUGCUUUGUUCCGGUGAUCUAUGUCUUAUACAAGUCUGUGCUUGAGCUGCUUCCAAAUGUUGUUUACUAUCCUGGAGUUGCUGGUAAAUGGAACCAGCAUAUUGCCAUAAACAUCUUGCUGUUUGCUUUACUGGAAAUAGGAUCAUUUUUCGUAAUGAGUCAUAUGUUCAAGCGCAAGUUUGAGCUUAAUCCAUUGUAUCAGGUUGCUUUUGUGCUCGAGACCCAAAUGGUCUGUAUCCAACAAAAACUAUUCACUCUGAUGUUAUUUGUACUAACAUAUGAGCUUGCUCAUUCUGGCGUCGACUUUAGCUUUCACUUUGCAUGGUUGAGAUCAAAGGAGGGGUGA
This is a messenger RNA of Plasmopara halstedii, 1719 nucleotides long. RefSeq lists its product as uncharacterized. The transcript has 2 exons. The coding region runs from base 1 to 1719 and encodes 572 amino acids. The record is from RefSeq and is a predicted model, not a curated record. Lineage: Eukaryota; Oomycota; Peronosporomycetes; Peronosporales; Peronosporaceae.